CAAAACAAGCAAGAAAUUGAUGACAUUAUCCUUUUGUGGGAAGACUAAUCCAACUGAAACAGAGGGAAAUGGAUUGAAUCAGAAUAACUACUCGAAUUUCAUCUCCAUCUCCGCCGAAUCUUGGCUACUUCUUGUUAAUUCCAAAGGAAAACCGGUAACGAAAAGGGGAAUUCUGGGGGCUAAUGAUCAGUUCCGGCGUCGAAAUCCGUGAGGAAAUCUGAUCGCGAACAGAGUAGCAACAGUUGUAUGGAUUAUCACUGAUUCAGAAUCGGAAUCGAAGCUCGAAAAUGGGCAGUGAAGUGGAAGAAGGUGAAGAAGAAGCAGAAGAAGAAGAAGAAGAAGAAAAGCGGCCGCCUGAUCAACAGUUGCAGCAGCAGAAGAAGAAUCGAUCGUUGAAGAGUAAAGCAGCUCUCUUCGUAUCUGAUCUUACCACCGUUAUCUUCAACCCUAUCUCCGAUUCCUUGCGCAAACCCGGGCCGCCCCUAUUACCUGAAGAUAUAUCAUCAGACUCUGAGAAAAGUAAACCAGAGUCAGACGAGGAGGGUCCCCGGGAUAUAUCUGGCGGUCCUGAUACAUCAUCAUUUACAGCCUUCCUGUAUUCCCUACUCUCAAAUACAAAAUCUGGGACCCACUCUAGUGUAAAAGGAAACAAUGAGAAGGAUGAUAAUGAAGCCGAGCCAUCUGAACCAAUCGGGAGAGGUAUACUCUCAAGGGGAAAACAGACAAUAGGGAGAGCCUUUUACCAAUUUUCUAGGUUGGGAGGGUCCCAAAAUAAGGGAAAUUCUGAUGAGACGGGGGUGAUUGAAGACAAAGGUAAUUCCAAAGGCGAUAGAGAUGAGGAGGGGAUGAUUAUGAAAAAUAUGAAAGAGGGAGGACCGUUGAGCAAUCUUCCUGAAAUCUCUGAACCCUCAUAUCUUCUCUCAGAGAAGACACGAAUGGCUCUUUAUGCUGCACUUCCUGUCAUUGUUAAGGACCGGAAUUGGGUGAUGCUAUACAGUACAUGGAGGAAUGGCAUAUCACUUUCAACUUUGUACAGGAGAAGCAUGCUAUGGCCGGGCCUCAGUCUUUUGGUUGUAGGAGACCGUGAUGGCACGGUAUUUGGAGGGCUCGUUGAAGCACCCCUAAGGGCAACAACUAAGAGAAGAUAUCAGGGAACAAACGCUUCUUUUGUGUUCACAAAUGUAUCUGGAGAUCCUAUUAUAUUUCGUCCUACAGGUAUUGCUUUCCUACAUUUUUCCACCCAGCAAUCACAUUUACAGGACUACCCUCCAAAUAAAUUCCAGAGUACUAUUUUCUAUAAGGUACUUUAAAUAAUACUCCUUAAUAUAGAAGAUUUCAUUUGUUCACUAUCAAUAAGUUUAUUUUUAUUUAAAGUUUGAGAAUAUAAAUGGAGAACUACUUUCCACAUAUAAUCAUCAUCAUCCCCACCCCAAUCCCAACUAGUUGGCUUUAGUGGCAUUAAGUUUAUAAUGUAAAUUAAUAAGCACUACAAAUUCAUGCAAAAAGCAUAGUGGCUAGAAAUUGAUGCAUUUCUUGUUUAAGAUGCAGUUUAUUGGAAUAAUUCAUACGUAGGAGUAUAAUACGAGUACUUUUCAAAUUCAUGGAUCAUAACAUUAUUGUGAGAGGAGUUUUUAGUUAUUAAACUAACAGCAUGCUUCAUCAUAUGCAGGUGUGAAUCGCUAUUAUACUAUGUGCUCCACCGACUACUUAGCAUUGGGUGGCGGUGGUCAUUUCGCGCUUUACUUGGACGGGGAUCUCAUGACGGGAUCAAGUGCCGCUUCUGAAACAUAUGGAAAUCCGUGCUUGUCAUCCACUGAAGAUUUCGUCGUGAAGGAGGUUGAGCUGUGGGGUUUCGUGUCCGCAUCAAAGUACGAAGAGAUAGUGAGUCUUCUGAAAACGGAGGUGCCCGGAAUUUGCCGGUGGUGAAUAUCGUGUUUUUCAUAACUUGUGUGUGUGUGUUGUAAACCUCUUUUAUCUUCAAUGGCUAUGGUUGUUAAUAUUUGGCCAACAUUUUCAACAACAGUGUAUAUAUUAGUCCCUACACUAUUGUCAUUUGGAAGUAGUCUUUUUUUUUUAUUCUUCAAUUUAUUCCAGUUAUCUAGACUCCAAACUAUUACAGGGU
Molecule: messenger RNA, 2122 nt
Organism: Cuscuta campestris
Lineage: Eukaryota; Viridiplantae; Streptophyta; Magnoliopsida; Solanales; Convolvulaceae
Source: the annotation of a GenBank genome assembly